Camponotus floridanus (Florida carpenter ant) is the source of this 2252-nucleotide messenger RNA. RefSeq names its product mismatch repair endonuclease PMS2 (gene Pms2). The record is from RefSeq and is a predicted model, not a curated record. The transcript is spliced from 5 exons. Gene Ontology annotation, biological process: mismatch repair. Lineage: Eukaryota; Metazoa; Arthropoda; Insecta; Hymenoptera; Formicidae. Gene Ontology annotation, molecular function: ATP hydrolysis activity; ATP binding; ATP-dependent DNA damage sensor activity. Gene Ontology annotation, cellular component: MutLalpha complex. Bases 167 to 2188 code for a protein of 673 amino acids.
UAAUAUAUUUAGAUUUAUAGGAUUUUAUCCAGUGUAAUGUCGAGAGAGGUUAUAAAACUUGCCGAUAAUUACGUGCCAACAAUAGCAUGAGAAUACUAAAAAUACUAAAAAUACUUAAAAUUAUUAACGUUGAUUUGAAUGUGAUGUAAAGUUACAAAAGUACGAAAUGAUGGAUGAACCUGUCGCAACAACGGAAAAGUCGAAAAAAAUAGAAGCUAUAAAUAAAGAAACUAUUCAUCACAUUUGCUCCGGUCAGGUAGUAUUUGAUCUCGCAAUCGCUGUCAAAGAGUUAGUAGAGAAUAGUUUGGAUAGCAAUGCCACGGUGAUUGAUGUUAAACUUAUUGACUAUGGUAAAACCUGCAUUAGUGUUAGUGAUAAUGGUAGUGGUGUUUUAGAACAGGAUUUUGAAGGUUUAGGCUUGAAGCAUCAUACAUCAAAGCUACGGGAAUUCACAGACUUAACUGAAGUAAAUACAUUUGGCUUUCGUGGCGAAGCAUUGAGUUCAUUAUGUGCAUUGUCCGAAUUGAGUAUUGUCACUAGGCAUUCAACUAGCAAACAUGGCUUCAAAUUAGAAUUUGAUCAAAAUGGUAUGCUUACGAAAAAGGAACCAUGUGCUAGAGAAAAGGGAACCACAGUGCAUAUAAAGAAUAUAUUCAAAAAUCUACCCGUGAGAGCAAAGGAGUUUCAGAAAAAUCUGAAGAAGGAGUAUACACGUGCAAUUCAAGUUUUGUAUAGUUAUUGUUUAGUUUCCACCAACAUUAAGAUUGCAUGUUCCAAUUUGAUAGCGAGCAAAUCGCCUCACCUUAUAGUAACUACAAGAAAUACAGACAGUGUAUUGGAUAAUAUAAAUUCAGUGUUUGGAAAAAAGUCUUUAGAUGGAAUAAUUAAACUUGAAUUACAAUCUCCAGAUGAAACAACAUUGCAAGAAUAUAAUUUGUCUAAUGAUGUUACAAUAGAUUUUGAUUGGGAAUGUUAUGUGAGCACUUGUGAUCACGCGAUUGGACGUUCAUCGCCCGAUCGACAAUUUUUUUACGUGAAUGGUCGACCGUGCGAUCUCACGAAAGUCAGCAAACUGGUGAACAAUGUAUACCAUAAAUACAAUAAUAAGCAGUAUCCAUUUGUUUUUUUAAAUGUCAAAUUAAAUCGACAAUGUGCCGACGUUAAUGUUACUCCUGAUAAAAGGACAAUAUUUUUCACGCAAGAACGUCUCAUAUUAGCAACAUUAAAAUUUAGUUUAACGGCGAAAUGGGAUAAACUGCAAGGAAAUUUUACAGCCAAGCCUUUAACAGAGUUAAAGUUUGGUUUUAAGAGGACAAUUUCAUCUAAUUAUGUUCAUCCGCCAGCAAAGAGAUUGCAAAUAUCACCUUCAAUAUCUCACAUGGCAAAAAAUGAUGAUAUUCAGACUAAUAUUAAAUCAAUGAAAAAACCUAUAGAUGUAGAAAUGACAAUAAGCUUUACAAUAAUUAAAGAAAAAUUAAAAGAAAAAAAAAUCAUUGUUAGAGCACCUGUCAAUAUAGAAAAAAGAAUAAAAUAUAGAAUACAAAUGGAGGCUAAUCAAGAUGAAGCUGAAAAAGAAUUGCAAAGAGAACUGACAAAAGAUUCAUUUGGCAAAAUGGAGGUAAUAGGUCAGUUUAAUCUCGGUUUUAUAAUAACUCGUUUGGAGAACGAUUUAUUUAUUAUCGAUCAACAUGCUACUGACGAAAAAUUUCGUUUCGAGAAACUCAGUAAUGAAACAAAGCUAAAAACCCAAAAGCUUAUCGUGCCAAAGCCAAUGAAUUUUUCUGCAUUAAGUGAAACAAUACUUAUAGAGCAUCAAAAAAUGUUCGAAGAUAAUGGAUUUACCUUCAAUAUCAACGAGCAAGCUGAACUUGGCAAGAAGAUAGAAUUAAUAGGAAUGCCUGUUAGUGGUCAUUGGCAAUUUGGUCAAGAGGAUAUAGAGGAAUUAGUAUUUCUCAUCAGAGAAGCGGGUAACGAAAUUAAGGAGAAGCAUAUAUUUCGUCCUAGUCGUGUUAGACAAAUGCUAGCAUCUAGGGCGUGUCGCAGUGCAGUAAUGAUUGGCACAGCUCUAAACACCAAUGAGAUGCACAAGCUGAUAAUGCAAAUGGCACAAAUGCAGAAUCCAUGGAAUUGCCCCCAUGGUAGGCCUACCAUAAGGCAUAUAUUGUCGUUAUUAUUAAUAAAUAAAUGAAUAAUCUGUAAUGUCUUCAUAAAUAUAUUUUACGAAAACAACAUUUAAAUACACAAACGAGUAA